Molecule: messenger RNA, 2449 nt
Organism: Acanthaster planci (crown-of-thorns starfish)
Lineage: Eukaryota; Metazoa; Echinodermata; Asteroidea; Valvatida; Acanthasteridae
Product: CKLF-like MARVEL transmembrane domain-containing protein 4
Cellular component (GO): membrane
Source: RefSeq, a predicted model, not a curated record
UUCUAGGCGGUGUUGGUUAAAUAUUUCAUUUCAAUGACACGUAGGCUAUGAGCUUAUGUGCGAGCCAUAGGCCUAAUUUUAAGCGUUCCACGAGCUUGUCGAGCCGUCCUACUUCGGAGCUGCAUGCUUUAUACAUAUCUGGGGGCUAUCACCUGUAUCUAAGCGGAAUCGUGGGACCCGAAAGUUAGCCUCCUCACCAGUACAACUCUCGAGAUUAUGGCAGACUUGAAUAAGCAUGACAUGGGUUCUAGCCAGGAACAAGAUGGCAGUGGACGAAACCGUAAGUGCGGUAUGGACAUGAGCUACGUCAGGUCAAUUAACGGCGCUCUUAAAGGCAACCAAAUUGGUUGGACAUUUGUGGCGUUCAUUUUAAGCUGCGUAUGUGGGCCAUCUAUUCUGUGUAUUUUGUUUGACAUUAUCUUGGCAAUCAGCCUUAUUUUGACUGUCACGAUCUUCGUAGUCUUUGCCUUUACUCUUGAGAAGAAGAUCUCACGGAUCAACUUCUAUUUAACUGAUUUCCUCAACAGCAUUAUUUCGGUAGUUGUUUACUUCGUGUUUUCCUUGCUCAUGAUCAUCCUGUCAGGGACAGCGCCAGUUAUGAUUGCCGCUGGAGUGUUUGGCUUCCUCGCGGUGGCUGGUUAUUUUGGGAAUAUCUGGUACAGUUUCAAGCGGUGGCGCUCAUCCAGGUCGAGGACUUCUGGCAACCACCAACCGUACGAUCCGAACAUGUAGACGGCCGACCUUGAACUCUUCCUCGGUCAUGCAGGAGCGAGAUAGCGGCAUCCUGCCACUGAUGCCGUCUCAGCAUUAAAGACAUUACCUAGACGUCUUGUAUAAAGAGAGACAAAAAUGGUCAACUCAGAUAUAUAGAUCUCAAAGUAUAGUUUGUUGCGUGUUUAUGGUUUCUACAUUGUCUCGUAGAGAGACCAAAUCUGGUCAACUCAGAUAUACAAAUGUACAAAAUUUGAUGUAGAUACAAGGGCGUCAAUCCUAUUUGAAAAGUAGGGGGACAUAGCCCUGAUCAGAACAAAUGUGAGCGCAAAGCGCCAAGCCCUCCUGAGAUGAGCGGCGUGGGGUCCAGGGCCCGCGUGCUCAAGGGCCCCGGAAAAUUAGUAUAGAUAGACAGUAUAAAUACAGUAUAGAUUCUCUGUGGUGUGGUCUGAGACAAUUUCUGGCUUCUGUAGCCAGUUUUUAACAAAUGCUUUUACAAAGUAUACAUUUUUCAUUUAGGUUUUGGAAACACGUGUGUGUGUGGGGGGGGGUGACGUGGAAGCAAUUGAUAUAGUACCCGCCCACUUGGAAAAGUGAGGGUAGGAGUGAACAUGUCCCCCGUCCCUCACCGAUUGACGCCCAUGUAGUUAGCUGCGUGUUUAUGCUGUCUAUGUAAUGCAUGUACUGUACAUAUAUGCAGUGUAAUACGUGAACUUUAAUUAAUUCCAAAAAGUGGCGAAAACUUGGCUUGGACACAUGGAGAUAAACACGUAAAAUUAGCGUCUGCUAUUUCUUUUCCAUGAGUAUUUUUCAGUUACUGAAUCAGUUAAGGACGGCUCGUACUUCCUGCGAAAGCGAGAACACGAACGCAAAGGGAAAUGUCUAAUUAAAUCUUCCACUCAGCGAAAUUUCGCUGCAAAUUUUUCGAGACGUAUAACUUCGUUUCCCUUUCGCAUUUGCAGUGCAGAAAUGAACUGGAUGUGAGACAUCAUUCUUAAAAUUGUGUAGACCCUAACUGUGCGAUCUGAAGUGGAAAUGGAUAGUUGUGUGCCUUGAGACCAAAAACACUGUCUUAGAAUUUGGUUUGGAAAAAUCACCAUUUUUGUAUGAAUUAUAUUUUACAAGCAUUUGUUUUUAGCUAUAGUUUCGCUAUUCCAACCUUAGCUCCAAUGCGUCUCCGUUGUUAUCAGGUGGCUCGACAAUGAUUCUAAAUAAUUCUAUCAAUGUGUGACGAUUCGAUGAUUAAUUUUGUUGCCGAAAAAGAUUGCCAAGUAGGAUAAUGUGUUUGAAACUGACUGAAAAAUAAAUUCAAGACGCAAUCAGAGGGGGAGGCGGGGGCAAUACCCCCGAGAGGAGCAAUGUUUUGGGCUUGAAAAAUAAUGAAAGGUGACUUUUCUGGUCUGUUUCAUCCCCCUUCCAUAAAAGGCGUGUAAAAGCUCCAAUAUAAAGGCCGAUCUCUCAGAAAGGUCAUAUAAGAUCCUGUGAAUAAAUCCAAGUUCACCCCGAGAAUUUGGCUCUGGAUUAAAACGCACAGAGCUUCCACAUCUAUCGCACGGGCGCAAUCUGCACGUUGUUUUGCGCACACGUCGAUGAUUUCAGCGCCGAAUUUGCUGGAAUGUCGCAUUCCAGCACCUUCGGCCUGAAUGCAUGCAUGAAUACUGCAAGAUUGGAAUUCGAUCUUUCAAAAGAUGGUUCAAACUAAUAAAUACAGUCGUCAGUGCAGAAGAAAAGAAUAGCU